Molecule: messenger RNA, 1056 nt
Organism: Psilocybe cubensis
Lineage: Eukaryota; Fungi; Basidiomycota; Agaricomycetes; Agaricales; Agrocybaceae
Exons: 7
Coding region: 1-1056 (351 amino acids)
Molecular function (GO): oxidoreductase activity, acting on the CH-OH group of donors, NAD or NADP as acceptor
Source: RefSeq, a predicted model, not a curated record
AUGUCUGAUUCACCCAAAUUAAUCUUCGUGACGGGCGCCUCUGGAUUCCUCGCCUCACAUGUUAUCCACGAACUAACCAAACAAGGAUAUCGAGUCCGAGCUUCUGCCAGGAAAAAUAAGGUGGAACCUCUGCGAGAGCUCUACAAAUCUGUGCCCUCCAUCGAAAUCGUUGAAAUAGCCGAUAUCGCCCAUGGUGAAUUUGAAGAACUACUCCAAGGAGUGGAUGCAGUCAUACACACUGCCUCUCCUCUUCCGGGACGGCAGGACGUCGAUUCCAUGUUGAAGAGUGCCAUUGACGGGUCUCUGAAUGUGCUGAAGCAGGCAGAGAAAGUGGGGAUCAAGAAAUUCGUUGUCACAGGCUCAACAAUAUCGGUGCGAGAUGAUCCUAGAACCGUUGGUGUGUCAUUCCGGGCGGACCACUGGAACCCUGUCACCAAAGAGCAAGCAAAAUCCGGCAAUAAAAGUGUUAUAUACGCAGUAGCCAAAAAAUACGCAGAGCUUGCAAUUUGGGAAUGGGCAGAGGCGAACCCACACGUCGAUGUCACGACAAUCAAUCCGCCAUUCCUCUAUGGUCCAUUCGCGCCCCUUCACCUUCCAGUCGCCCCAGGAGAUUUCUCUGCCUUAUCUUCUGAUAUAAUGGUAUACAGCCUCCUUAUCCCCACGGGGGUUUACCCGCCUGGCCCAGGGUAUGCAGACUUCAGAGACGUAGCUAAAGCGCACGUCGGUGCACUACGGACCCCGCCAACAGUGGAAGGCAGAAAGCGUAUCAUCUUCUCUACGCCAGACGGACUUGAUUUUAACACCGUGUUCGCCACGCUCAAGAAAGCCAGACCAGAGUUAGAGGGUCGUUUAAUCAACCAACCACCACCCGUAUAUCCCUUCGAUAGAUACGACAUUGAUUUUGACCGUGUUGAAGAAGUGACAGGGAUGAAGAAAUCGGAUUUUCAUACGACGGAAGAGACCUUCGUGGAUACCGUCAAUGAUAUUCUCGACUUGGAGAAGGUGUGGAUUGAAAAUGGAUACGUGAUCCCGAAAACGUUGCCUUCGAUACUGUAG